AUGUUUUUCCAUGCCUACACUAAUUACAUGAAUUAUGCGUAUCCUGCUGAUGAGCUUAUGCCGCUUUCUUGCAAAGGACGGUAUCGUGGUGUAGAACCUCCCAGAGGGACAGUCGAUGAGGCUUUGGGAAAUUUUUCUUUAUCCUUAAUAGACAGUCUAGAUACACUUUUUGUUAUGAGUGAAUUUGAUGAAUUUGAGAAGGCCGUUAGGCUUGUUAUUCGGGACGUUUCUUUUGAUCAGAAUCAUGAUGUGUCUGUUUUCGAAACUAACAUUCGAGUUGUAGGAGGGUUACUAGGUGGACACGUCGCUGCUUUGGCUCUGAGGUCAAAUAAUUCAAAUCGUAUGCAGUGGUAUAAUGACGAGCUUCUGGACAUGGCUGUAGAGUUAGCAAAUCGUCUUCUUCCAGCUUUUAAUACUUCUACUGGUCUUCCGUUUCCUCACAUCAACCUGCAUACGCGAAAACCAGAACCGAUUAUUCACACAUGCACAGCCUGCGCGGGAACACUCAUUUUAGAAUUUGCUGCCCUCAGCCGGUUUUCUGGUGACCCAAUCUACGAGAAACUUGCCGACACAGCUCUCUCCUACAUAUGGCGUCAGCGUAAUCGCUUCUCCAAUCUUGUCGGAACUGUGAUCAAUAUUUUCAGUGGUGAAUGGAUUAAAAAAGAAUCGGGAGUGGGAGCUGGAAUUGACUCGUACUAUGAAAGCCUUCUCAAGGCCUAUGAAUUGUUGGGUGAUCCGCAGUAUUUGCAUCGAUUCAAAACUCACUACACGGCUGUGGAAAGGUACUUGGGUUCACCGAGCACUAAGACAUUCCCCUUUUCAUUCCUCUCGGUGUUCAUGCAUAAACCGUCUGAACGGUCUCGCAUGUUCAUGGACUCACUGCAAGCCUUUUGGCCUGGCUUGCAAGCAAUCGCCGGAGAUGUCGAUGCUGCUGUAGCUCAUCACGAGAUGCUCUACAUGGUGCAUAAGAAAAACGGCCUCCUGCCAGAAGCCUUCACCACUGACUUGGACGUCUACUGGCCACAUCACCUCAUUCGACCCGAAUUGGUGGAGUCCACAUACCAUCUCUACAAAAACACCCAUGACCCCUACUACCUGGAAGUAGGCGCCGAACUACUGGAGAGUAUCGAGAAGUAUGCGCGUGUACCAUGUGGUUUUGCAGCUAUUGAAGAUAUACGAGUAAUGAAGCAUUCCGAUCGUAUGGAUUCUUUCGUCCUGGCGGAGACUUUCAAGUACUUCUACCUCCUCUUCUCCGAUCCCAAGGAGCUUCCAAUUAAUGUUGAUGAAUAUGUAUUCACCACGGAGGCUCACAUUCUCCCCAUUGGUCUUCCACGCACCAAUCCUCCGGUUCUCAAUCUAAACGCUAAAUCUUCUGCCGAUGAGCUUUCAAUAUCCUCCAACGGUUCGUGCCCUGCUGUGGAUAAAAAUGCCUCUCAAACAACUACUCUUCUACGCUUAUUGAUACCCCAGUUGCGAUAUUCUACCUGUUCCACUAUCAAGCACUAUGACCAUCUAGAGGAGAUCAGGCAACCAUUGCGCAAUAAGCUGAGAGCAAUGAAGGAAUUAAAAGUAGAAAUGACAGAUAUGCCAUCGGAACACAUUGCGGUUCCUCUAACUGCUACCACUUUGAACAUUAAUGAUGUGACGCAUCUGCAAAUGCUCCGACACAUGGGUAUUGCGGUUACGGUUGGUGCCAGUGGCGAAAUUCAGCUGAAAUUCAAUCGAACAGAGGUAGGCGGGUCCUCUUACUCUCGGUUAAAUCUAAUAUGGCUUUUAAAUAACUUAAUUGUGCUGUUUGAAUUUUUGUGUUUUGGACGCCAUUGA
This is a messenger RNA of Rodentolepis nana, 1824 nucleotides long. NCBI's taxonomy places the organism in Eukaryota, Metazoa, Platyhelminthes, Cestoda, Cyclophyllidea, Hymenolepididae. The record is from the annotation of a GenBank genome assembly.